This is a messenger RNA of Diaporthe batatas, 3593 nucleotides long. RefSeq lists its product as uncharacterized. Bases 1974 to 3593 code for a protein of 539 amino acids. The record is from RefSeq and is a predicted model, not a curated record. The transcript is spliced from 4 exons. NCBI's taxonomy places the organism in Eukaryota, Fungi, Ascomycota, Sordariomycetes, Diaporthales, Diaporthaceae.
GUUGGUUUAUCACAUUAGUCUAACAUUAAAAACGGCCUCAAAACCGAUUAAUGGCAGCACUAAAGGUCCCCGGUUCAAGCCCGGGCCAGAUCACUAGUUGUUGGGAUUUCUUUUUGUUUGUUUUUACCUCUGCCGGGUGGCCCUUCUCUCCUGCGCCCUUUCCGGGGUCGUAGCAACUACCAGACAGGUGAAUCUGCCAUUUCAGGUUUGUUCCAGUCUGUUUUGGUUUGCUGGAAACGCUGAGGGAGUGCGUUGUGUGGUCUUCCCUGAGGUUAGAUUUUGAUAUGCCUCUGUUCGCUGGUGUACCGCUUCAACUUAUCACUAUCAGGCUCACCCUGGGUCUUUUAGAUGUGCCUGACAGAAGUAAAUGUCCAGCGAGACCCAUGCGAUGCGCCUAUAUGUGGUCCAGACCCGGCACACAUUGGCCUUACCCAUAUCCCUCCUCAGUUUUCAUUUCACUCCCGCUCACAAAAUAUCUAGUGACCAAGAAGAUGUCGACAAGCGAAGCAUAACAUCUUACAUUCCGGCGUUUUCUUUUCCUUUCAUCAGGUCGGGGAAGACCGGGGGUGGGCGGAAUUCAGGCCGCCCAUACUAGAUGGUGGUCAGCAUGGAUUCGCCCGGUUUGUAAGAGACCCCAAUGAGUGAGCUGGAUUUAGGGUGAUACAGCAGAUUACAGUAACACAGACAUCCAAUAUAAAUGGCUACGGAAAGUUCAUCGAGAUUCAUCAAGUCUCUUCCAUUUCUCCGCAUUACAACCCAGCAGCCCCUUCAAAGACACUGGCAGUUCUGAGGGUUUUCUCCUGUUCCCACCUCGAUAAUCCCUCGUUUCAGCCGCAUACUGUAAGGGAGGUUCUUAUGUGCAUUCUAAAAUUUGUGGGGAAGAGUCUCAGCUUAUCUUGUUCAUCUAGUCGUAUACCAGUGACAGACUGGUCAUCUGUCAAUUCUGGCCCAGAACUUCCCAGACAGAAUAUGCCUCUUGAUCGUCUGGUGUUCAUCUCAUAUUGACUUGAUCUAAGAUAUCCAGGCGCAGGUGAUAGCCACGAACGAAUUUGUUCAUCUGAUUCGUGCAGUCCAGUUACAAUGUCAGGACCAUACGAUACCUCAUUCAAUGCGAAUUGGUAUUGCUGUGCAUGCGAAGCAAGAACAAGAAAUUUCAUGCUUAAUCCCAAUGGCUCCAGCAGCACUACAUGCGAGAAUUCAGGCUGCUGGCAUAUCAGAUGUGGUAACUGUAGCACUGGCGGCGGCGACGGUGGGGGCCUGGGUUACCCUCGCAGCCAUAGUGACCAUGGUAACAAAUCACCCCGAAGUCCAGCUAAAGAGCAUCAUCAUCCAACUUCGUCAUCAAGAGCCAGUACUUUCAACACCACACAUAACCCCAGACAGCUACAGGAUAGCACUACAAUGCGCGAUUCUCCCCCACCGCCCAAAACGUUAAGCAAAGAUGGGCAGGAGAUUACGGGCGGUGCUUACUCCGUACUGAUUCAGACGGGCUUAUCAAAGUCUUCUGGAUCUUCAGCGGUUUCUGAGCGCCAAGUGUCGUCGCCGAGCUACAAUACCGGAGGGGGGACAGAGGUACACACCACGGCCACAACAGCGAGCAAUGCGGCAAAAAAUGCCGGUAUCAACCAAACAUUCAAAGACGACGAAAGCGUGUCGGUCGCAAGCAGUAUAGAUCAAUUUUAUUCCGGGGUUGCGACGGUGCUUGGGAACAACCUGGCGCAAGACUUAGAAGAAGUUGAUCUUGCGAAUUUCGAAAGCAGGCUUGUACCGAGGCUAGAGGAGUUCUCGCUGCGGUUCGGAAACGAGAACGAAAGUGCGUCUCACCUGCGCAUGAUGUCGAUAAUCUACCGGAAUUCCAGAAAAUCGCCUCUCAAAUCUGCUAUGGCACAUAUGAAGAAGUGGGUGAAGGCUCGAUUUCCAUCAGUGAUGGAUCCAGCUUAGAAGACUCGAGUGCCACCAAAGCUGGAUCCCGCAUGGACGUCGCAACGCAGAAGGCUGCGAUCGCCAGAUGGCGCAACGAUGUUGAGGUCUCCACAGACACAACAUACGAUGAGACUCUCAAUACUGUCGUUCAAACCGCCGAAGCUGAAUACAACGAGGAAGUAAUCACUUCAGGCCACGAGACGCUACUGGGGUCCGAAGCAUACCAAUGGCUGGUUUCCGUUUUGAAACGGGAUUCGCGCUUGAAUGGCAUUGAACCGCACUGCAUGUCAAGGUGUCGUGAGGUUAUGAGUCAGCUGCUACAGAAGCUCACGGAUCGGUGGUGUCAGAGGCCGGAAUAUCGCAGAUUGAUAACAUCAAAAAGACAGCCGCCUCUUUACAGAGCUAGAUUCACCCUUCCGUGGGACCCUUUAUCGUUCUUGAGGGAAGAGUAUGAAGGGGAAUCUCCAGGAGAUGUUGUGUCUCAGGUCAUCACACUUACUGGAGAUGGGCUGUCGGUGCAGGCGCAAACUUGCCGAGGCUACCUCGAGCAGGUAUGGUCAACAACUGGUUCGGAUUUCAUGGACUUGAUAGUGGACUUGGUAACGCGCCCCGAACACAGCUGCGAACGUGUGCUCCCAGAUCGAACCGAACUUUCAGCUACACUACACGGCAAGACCUGUGUCAUUGAGGCACUUGGUACGCAAAGUAGUCUCAGCGAUGUGGCCGAACAGAUUUUGUGGAUCUCAACAACGCUAAGGGUUUCUUCGGACACCGCCACAGGUGUAACACUGUGCUCAGCUCAUCUUAUCCCGACAGAAAUUCAAGUUAUGGACGAUGAGGUCGGGAGUUCCGACCAGGGAUACAACCAACGGUGCCUGGGCAAGGUCAAAUACCAGGUCGAAUACACCACAGACACUCUCCCAAAUGCAGAUAGGCUACCUCAGGGGUACUGCUGGAUGCAGUUAUUCCCGUCGUGUUCAGUGCAAGUGACAAAUGGAUAUCCGAUUCCGUCGCGGAAACACCAACGGCCAGGUCUGGAAUUACCCCUGGACAUCAUGGUAUUCAUGAUAGGUGCCGACCGAGUCACUCAAUUCAGUCAUGACUUGAUUAUCAAGGGGUACUCUGAUCUUUUUUACGCGACUGAGCAGAAGGAUGGGUGCAUAAUGUGGCACCUGAUAUGUAACGAACCCGACCCAGUGUUAGGGGCGUCACAGAUCUCAUUCGCAGAUGUGCGGGUCCCUCAAGCUACAGACAGGACACUCUCACUUUUACCCAUUGACGAUGUGCCGUGCAUGCGUCACAUAAUUGGCUGGACAUCUGAAGUCAGGUCCAAUGCAGCGCCCCUGGUGCUCAAUACAGCUCAAUUACCUCAUCCAAACUCGGCCGCCCACCACAGGGCUGGGCGCUCGAUAAACUUCAGCUCACCGCAGGGAAGAUUGCGACGCUAUCCGGCAGCCUUAUGCGCAGCAAAAGACAGAAACAGAUCGUUACUGUGGAUGAGAACUACCUUCGUAGGCUUAGGGAUAUCGGGCGAGUUAGAUUCCUUCUUUAUGACGUGGAUACCGAAGUGCGUAAAGUCUGGAUGGUCAACGGCCUCAGCGUUCUUCUGCAUCUGGUCAGGAGCCAUUUGGUCGAUGCAGAAAACGAUAAAAUAUCUGGAAAGGCUAUGA